Messenger RNA from Penicillium brevicompactum, 915 nucleotides. RefSeq names its product class II aldolase/adducin domain protein. NCBI's taxonomy places the organism in Eukaryota, Fungi, Ascomycota, Eurotiomycetes, Eurotiales, Aspergillaceae. The coding region runs from base 1 to 915 and encodes 304 amino acids. The record is from RefSeq and is a predicted model, not a curated record. Gene Ontology annotation, molecular function: actin filament binding. The transcript has 5 exons. Gene Ontology annotation, cellular component: cytoskeleton.
AUGUCGACAUCAGCUACAACUACUCAGCAGGCUGGACAGUCCGUUCGCCUGACCAGCGAAGACCAACUACCUCCAGUCCCCUCCGCGGCGAACGAUGCAUCAUUCCAGGGCCUUGCCCGGGGAGGUCGAAACGGCACAUUGAAACUGCGAGGUAUCCCCACAUUCACAGACUUACACGAGAAGCGCAAGUGGAUGAGAGAGCACAUGGCAGCCGCGUUCCGGUACUUCGGAAAGCUGGGCUAUGGGGAGGGCGUUUCUGGACAUAUCUCCAUGCGAGACCCUAUUCUCAAGGAUCAUUUCUGGAUGAACCCGUUCGCGAAGCACUUCUCGACUAUCAAGGCUUCGGAUCUUGUUCUCCUAGACUCUGAUGGAUUUGUCGUCGAGGGUGGAGCUCAGCUGCCAGUCAAUGAAGCUGGAUUCCUCAUUCAUUCUGAAAUUCACAAAGCUCGCCCUGAUGUGGUCGCUGCUGCCCAUACACAUGGUAUCCAUGGCAAGACGUGGAGUUCAUUUGGAAAGCCUAUUGAGAUGUUGACUCAAGACGCAUGCAACUUUUAUGGUGGAUUGGGUGUCUAUGAAGACCACGGCGGCAUUGUUUUGUCCAACGAGGAGGGACAGGCCAUCGCAAAGGCUCUAGGUCCUACUAAUAUCGCUUGCAUUUUGCAGAAUCAUGGUCUUUUGACCGUUGGCCGAACUGUUGACGAAGCCGCGAUUCUUUAUUCCAUGCUCGAGAAUGCUUGCCACUCACAGCUAAUGGCCGAGGCAGCAGCAGCAAACGGUCUGCCAAAGAAGAUCAUCGCAGAUGAGGCCGCUAGAUUCACUGCACAGGCUGCUCAGAAUCCCCAUAAUUUCUACACCGAAUUCCAGCCUGAGUUCGAGUUGAUUGUCGAAGAGACCAACGGAAGGGUUCUUCAGUAA